Molecule: messenger RNA, 534 nt
Organism: Triticum aestivum (bread wheat)
Lineage: Eukaryota; Viridiplantae; Streptophyta; Magnoliopsida; Poales; Poaceae
Product: leucine-rich repeat extensin-like protein 4
Exons: 2
Coding region: 16-483 (155 amino acids)
Source: RefSeq, a predicted model, not a curated record
UUUGAGCACUUGGCCAUGGCAUUCAGCGGCGGCCAGAUGCUCGCUGCCUUCACCCUGGGCUUUCUUCUCAUGGCCUUCUGUGCGGAGGCUCGGGUAUGCAUGUCCCCUAGCAAGUUCUAUAAAAGGAGCCCUUGCAAGAACGUGCGUUGCACCGCGGCCUGUCACAAAGAGCACUUCAAGGGUGGUUACUGCUCCAGUAAGAAGUCAAUUGUAGGCGACGAGCUCAAGGAAGACAACGACGACAACCGCUUUCGCAAACCUCCUAAGAAAACGAGGUGCAUCUGUACAUUUCCAUGCGGCUCUAAGGCCCCACCACCACCGUCAGAACCUGAAGUGCCAGAGCCACCGGGUGAACCCGUGGUGCCGGAGCCGCCAUCCAAAGAUCCUAAGAAGAAGCCGCCACCGCCGCCAUAUGAACGUGGCAUGCCGGUGCCGCCCUCGAGAGAACACAAGAAGAAGCUGCCGCCAGCUGCCGACCAGUGAGCAAAUGGUCUAGUCCGCCUAUCCGAGGAAAAUGAUUUUAAUAAGAGAGGA